ACAGUUGCUCUCUGUUUCCAGCAUAAAGCCAUGUCAGCAAGCGUGUUGCGGACACGGGAUGCAGAAGGAUCCAGGGUGGAUGCUGCUACCUCGAGACCAGCUACUCCAGACCUGGAGUUCUACUGGGUUGAUGGCAGUCAUCGCUGCAAACGGUGCCCUCAAGGUCACUACGUUAAGGAGCACUGUGUUAACUCUGACAAGCCUUCGACGUGCCUUCCGUGCAAAGAAGGCUUUGAAUACAUGGCCUACUCCAGUGAGUUCAAGACCUGCUUCUCUUGCCGUGUCUGCAGGGGAGACCAGGUGGAGGUGAGACCAUGCACCAGGACCAGCAACAGGGAGUGUGCCUGCAAGAAUGGCACGUACUGCACCCCAGAUCAGCCCUGUGAAAUGUGCCACAAGUGCCAAACCAGUUGUCCCAAAGGAGGAGAGGUGGUGAAAUCUUGCACGCCAUAUAAUGAUAUACAGUGCGGCCACUCCAUCAUGCCCCCUCCUGCACCAGGCAAUUCUGCGGGCUUGGCUGUUGGUAUCGCUGUGCCGGUAAUUCUAGUCGUCAUAGCCCUGGUCGCGCUGGUGGUCUGGUGUUGCUACUCUUCAGGUAAGAGGUGGGCACAGGUAUAGUCCAAGCUCCUAUCGCAGCUGAUGAACAGCGCAAGGAGUCGAGGAACUCGGGACAACCACAGGAACCAAAAGAUGGAUAAGCUGCUAGUUCCACAGGAGCAGGCUGGUCAACCGGGCCCUAUGAGACCAAUGGCAGAGGCCAACUGCUCAGAGCUGCAGGUGGUACAGACCAGUGCAGCUCCUGAGGUGAAGAGGUGGAAGAAACUGGUUCCAGUGGAAGGAGAUGACGUGAUAGAGACUCUGCGCAAGUCCUUUGACAUCUUUGCUGAAGAAGUGCCCUACAAAGACUGGAAAAGAUUUGGCAGAAAACUUCACCUCUCAGAAAAUGAAAUUAUGAUGGCUGAGAAGAUUGGUGGGGAUUCACUGGAGCAGUAUGUGCAGAUACUAACCACCUGGGUGAACAAAGAGGGCACAGGAUCCUCUGUGAACACAUUGCUGGAAACACUGGACAGGAUCCAUCUCAGGGGCGUUGCACAAUCAGUUUGCAACAAACUUAUUCAGGAUGGUCUCUACAAGUAUGAAGACACAAGCCCAGAAGCAGAUGGGAUUGUCUCUUCGUAAGUACCUCUGAAGCCAUGGGUUCCUUGUGCCCAGAGAUGCCCUGGGAAGAGGAGCUGGAGUUAGCCAGGCACCUGGUGGUAGAUUGCAAGCUACUGCAGAGGUGCCGAGGCACAGGAAAUACUCUGAAGAGAUUUCUACUUGCAACGACUACAGAUUGUUCCAAGGGAUCUCCUCUUCGGGCGCUGGUACCACAUGGUCACAGCCUUAUGGACUGCUGUUGACAUUUGGCAGAAGUUCUCGCUUGCUGCUAAGGCUAGGUCCACAACUGGACUCUCUGGGGUCCCUCUGACGGACCAGACUAUAGCCCUUAUCCUUUCCCUCUCCUAGUGCUGUGGGAUUGCUUCAAGCUCUUGGAGUCUCAGAUGGCAGCCAGCUGGGCAUAGCCACUGCCUAAAGCAAUCUGUGGCAGGCAAGCUUUAGCUGGGUUCUUGCCAUCUGAAAAAGGUCCACCUGCUGUACAUUUUAGCUGUAGAUAAGCUCCCUUUCCUGUAGGGCUAGAGCUGGGAUGUGAGGGUUGGACUGGAGUUCUGUGGGGGGGAAAACUACUACCUUCCCCACUGGUACGCACACUAUGGCCCACAGGCAUUAGCUUCCUUGGUGAAGGAUGCUAAAUCCCACAGAGGUGCAGGAUGAUCAGUGGUGGGUGCUCA
This is a messenger RNA of Gavialis gangeticus (Gharial), 1829 nucleotides long. RefSeq names its product tumor necrosis factor receptor superfamily member 10A-like. Gene Ontology annotation, biological process: positive regulation of apoptotic process; TRAIL-activated apoptotic signaling pathway. Gene Ontology annotation, molecular function: protein binding. The record is from RefSeq and is a predicted model, not a curated record. The transcript has 8 exons. Gene Ontology annotation, cellular component: cell surface; plasma membrane. The annotation marks the transcript as partial. NCBI's taxonomy places the organism in Eukaryota, Metazoa, Chordata, Crocodylia, Gavialidae.